ACUACCUAAAUAUAAACAAUAUGGCAGAUAAAGUGGAUAUAAUAUUGUACGUAAAAAACAACAUCUAAUGAAUCAAUACUUUAACGAUGCGCCGUCGCAACAUUUGUAUGCGUAAUUAGGCGAUUAGCCUUUUCAACUAUACUGUUCAAAUAUCUCUAUCUUAAAAAAUGUCAACCGAAAAGAUCCUUUAUCAGUUACAUCAACCUCACGGUACCGGUACUGUGUUUAUUACUUGGCGCCCUGGUAAUAGUACACAUUUAGCAACUACUGGCUACGAUUCCUCGGUUGCUAUUUUUGAUAGACAAGGUGAUUUACAAGAUCGUAUUCAAAUUCUUGGUUUAUGUACUGGUUUUGGAUGGGAUUCCGAUGGAGACUUACUAGCUAUUAUAUCACAAAAUUCUUCUACUAUCACAUUAUGGGAUGCAACAACUGGGAAAAAAUCACAAAUAGAUGCUGGUGUAAGAGAUGGUUUGACAUGUAUAAUGUGGGCAAAAAGAAGCUGCUUGUUAGCUGUGGGAACUCAGAAAGGAAAUUUGGUACUUUACGAUCAUAUAAAUGCCAAGAGAAUACCAAUUUUGGGAAAACAUAAAAAACGUAUAACCUGUGGUGCUUGGUCUUAUGAAGGUCUUCUUGCUUUGGCAAGUGAAGACAAAGUUUUAACUAUUAGUACAAGUGAUGGAGAUACACAUCGUGAAAUACCACUUCAAGGUGAUCCAUCUGAUAUUCAGUUUAACGAAAUGAAGAUGGAUCACAGGAUCGGGGGUGAAAAUACAGUAUCUCUCAUUAUUAGUAAAACCACUUUAUUUCUAUAUAAUAUUUUGGAUCCAGAGAAUCCUAUUGAAUUAGCUUUUCAAAAACGUUAUGGUCCUAUUAUUACUUAUAAAUGGUAUGGUGAUGGUUAUAUCUUAGUUGGUUUUGAAACUGGGUAUUUUACUGCAAUAUCCACGCAUAUUAAGGAGGUUGGUCAGGAACUUUUCCAAGUUAAAAAUCAUAAAGAUUCUUUAACUGACUUAGCCAUUAGUCAGGUAAUUGGAAAAAUUGCUACAUGUGGAGAUAAUACUAUAAAAAUACAUAGUCUACAGAAUUUAGAGGAAACUGAACAAUUAAUCACCAUAAGUGGUGAAACUGGAAUUACCAAAGUGGAAUGGUCAACGGAUGGAUCAAUGAUAGCAGCUGUGACUUAUACCGGCAACGUUUUAGUCUACUUAAUACAAAUUCCAAAAUUAUUUAGCGUUUGUGGAAAUAAAAUAGCUUUACUUACCAGUUUAACAGAAGUUGCAGUAAAUUUCUACAUGUUAGACAAGGAGAACCCAGAACCAAUAACAAUUAAUACUAUAAUAGAACCAUCGGUAUUAGCAGUAGGUCCUAUGCAUGUGACAGUGGGUUUAAAUAAUAGGGCACUGUUUUGGGACAUAUCUGAAAAUUCUUACAACACUACAGUGCAUUUUGAACGAGAUUAUUUAGCAACAAUAGAUAGUAUUCGAUUGAAUGAAACUUAUGUCUCCGUUUUAUUUGAUGGAAAAUUACAAUUGCACUCGAUUAAAGUGGACCAAUUUUUAACAAAGGAAGGAAAAGAUACAAAAAUGUUUCCAGACUCAAAUGCUUCAGAUUUUAGAAUAACGUGCCAUGCUCUCAGCACAGAUUUUUUUAUCUAUGCAAGUGAUAUGGGCCACAUCAUCUACUUUUGCCUAGAAGUGUUUAAUCAGUGUACAGAGUAUAUACACAAUACUGGCAUAAAGGAAAUCUAUCUAGAUGCAAAUGGGACACAGUUGUGUUUUAUAGAUAAUAAAUCUGAUGCUUAUGUAUAUAGUCCUAUGCAAGAGAUCGUUUUACAAAUUCCUGAUUGUCCAGAUUACAUACAGGGGAUAAUUUGGGAUCAGAAUAUUUUAGAACGUAAUAUAUUCGCUGUAUACAAUAAAAGUAUUAUUGUUACGUACAUAUUUGUAAAAUAUUUUAUCAAAGGUACUAAGAUCGUAAAAAUUAAUACGACAAAACUACCAUCUGAAACAGUACCGCUAUUGAUGUAUUCCGGAGAAUUAACAUUAAGUUCAGUAAGUAAUAAGUUGAUUCAAAUUACACUAUCUUCGCACGAAGAUAUUGGAAAUGUUGUGGAAUCUACAAAAUGUAAAGAAGUUUUGGAAAAUCAACUUCUUUCUAGAAGAUUUCAACAAGCAUGGAACACUUGUGAGAAAAUUAACGAAAAAGAAUCAUGGUUAAAAUUAGGAGAGAGUGCAAUUGUAAACUUAAAUAUUAAUUUUGCCAUUCGUGUAUAUCGUUAUAUAGAAGAUGCUUCGAUGGUUUGGGCAUUACAAAACAUAGAAAAUAUAGAUGAAUUAUCAUUAUUAUGUGGCCAUGCAUGUAUCUUGCUUGGCGAUUAUAAUCAGGCAGAACAAUUUUUUUUGCAAUCUUCAGAGCCAGUGCAAGCACUAUAUUUAAGAAGGGAUUUGAUGCAGUGGGAACAAGCACUGAAUUUAGCUCUAAAGCUGAAAGCUGAUGAAAUUCCUUACAUUGCUAGAGAAUAUGCUCAACAAUUGGAAUUUACAGGUAAUUAUCCAAAAGCUUUAACAAACUAUGAACGCGGAUUAGUAGAUUCUAAUACUUUAUCUCACACGACUAUACAUAAUCCGCACCAUCGCAAUCUCUGUCUUGCUGGAAUUGCGAGAAUGUCUAUUAGAUGUGGUGAUAGUAGAAGAGGCGUGAGCAUAGCUAUGGAUAAUGAAAGUUCGCGACAGUUGCGAAAAGAAUGUGCUGAAAUUUUAGAAACAAUGAAGCAAUUUAACGAAGCUGCACUAUUAUAUGAAAAAACUGAAUAUUUUGACAAAGCAGCAUCAGCAUAUAUAAAAUUAAAGAACUGGCAGAAAGUGGGACAACUUUUGCCGCAAAUAUCAUCCGCCAAGAUUAAUAUACAAUACGCGAAAGCUAAAGAAGCUGAAGGCAGAUAUGAAGAAGCAGCUAAAGCAUACGAGUCUGCAAAAGAUUAUGAAAAUAUAAUUAGAAUUAAUUUAGAAUAUUUAAACAAUCCCGCGCGAAGCGUAGAAGUGGUACAACAAACUAAAAGUAUAGAAGGAGCUAAAUUGGUUGCAAAAUAUUUUCAAAAAAUGAAUGACUAUAAUUCAGCGAUUAAGUUUUUAAUCUUAUCGACUUGUCACGAUGAAGCUUUUCAAUUAGCUAAUCAACAUGGGAAAAUGGAAUUGUAUGGAGAAAUUUUGUUAAAUACAGUCGACGAUAGCAACGCACGGAAGGAAGACUUCAGAAGUCUUGCAAUGCAUUUCGAAUCUCAGAAGAAUAAUCUUUUGGCAGGAAAAUAUUAUUUUCACGCUAAGGAAUAUCAGAAGGCAUUGCGGCAUUUAUUGAAAGCUGCACAAUUAAUGACAGACGAAGAUGAGGUCUUCACAUUAGCAAUCGAUACAGUUGCUUCGUCAAAAGAUGACAAACUUGCGAAUCAGCUGAUAGAUUUCUUAUUGGGUGGAGACGGUUUGCCAAAGGAUCCGAAGUAUCUAUUCCGACUCUACAUGGCUAGAAAACAAUAUAGAGAAGCUGCAAAGACAGCGGUUAUAAUUGCAAACGAAGAACAAACUAGUGGAAAUUACAGAAAUGCCCAUGACGUUUUGUUUAGCAUGUAUCAAGAAUUAAAGAGGAAUAAGAUCAAUAUACCGUUAGAGAUGCAAAAUAAUUUAAGACUUUUGCAUUCGUAUAUUCUCGUUCGACUUCACGUAAAAAAAAGUGAUCAUUUACGUGGUGCUCGUAUGUUAAUAAGGGUAGCCAACAAUAUUUCGAAAUUUCCAUCACAUAUCGUUCCAAUAUUGACUUCUACUGUAAUAGAGUGUCAAAGAGCUGGAUUAAAAAAUGCAGCGUUUAAUUUUGCUGCUAUGUUAAUGCGCCCAGAAUACAGGAAUCAAAUUGAUGCUAAAUAUAGUAAAAAAAUUGAAGCGAUCGUAAGAAAACCGCCAAGAUCAAAAGAUAAUGAAAUUGAAGAUGAACCUUUAACACCGUGUCCUUUUUGCAAGAGUAAACUUCCUGAAACCGAGAUUACCUGUGAUAAGUGUAAAAAUGCGAUACCUUUUUGUAUAGCUACAGGACGACAUAUCGUUGAAGAUGAUUUUACGACGUGUCCACAAUGUGAUUUUCCUGCCAUAAGAAGUGAAUUUAUACGGAUCGUCGAGUCUGAAGGAACAUGUCCAAUGUGUUCGGAAAAAGUAGACGUUAACAUGAUUUCGUCUACACUUAACGUCCGUCCUUAUCUUGAUUUUCAAGAUGAAAAAAUGUCAGGGAAAGCUUAAUCGUUUUUAUUUGUAUGUAUAUAUCUUUUUCCAAUUUGAACCAAUAUUUUCCUUUUAAUUACGAGAUUGUAUCAUAUAUAUUCUAUAUGAUGUAGAUAAACAUCAUUCAUUUAAAGUGCAAAAUACGUAACCAUUGAAUUAUCCUUAUGAAACGAUGCCGUCCUAUAUAAGUACAAUGCAAUUGAGUACAAGUAGUUUAUUAUACAUAUAGUGUUGUAGACUAUCUAUGAAAGUUGUGCACAAGUCGGAGUGCCCCCCACACAAAGAAAUGUAAUACGUAGUUUUGUCGUCAAUAAACUAGUCUCAAGCAUU
Molecule: messenger RNA, 4592 nt
Organism: Hylaeus anthracinus
Lineage: Eukaryota; Metazoa; Arthropoda; Insecta; Hymenoptera; Colletidae
Gene: Oseg6
Product: WD repeat-containing protein 19
Exons: 8
Coding region: 168-4280 (1370 amino acids)
Biological process (GO): intraciliary retrograde transport; cilium assembly
Cellular component (GO): cilium; intraciliary transport particle A
Molecular function (GO): protein binding
Source: RefSeq, a predicted model, not a curated record